Messenger RNA from Paraglomus occultum, 4344 nucleotides. The record is from the annotation of a GenBank genome assembly. Lineage: Eukaryota; Fungi; Glomeromycota; Glomeromycetes; Paraglomerales; Paraglomeraceae.
AUGAACGAGUCCAUGGAAUCUUUCGCCAACCGGCGAGACCGUGAGGAACGUUACAGGCCUAUGUUGCCAAGAGACCGAGAGGACAGGGAGCGUGCCUACUUCAGAGAAGACGUGCAGACGCUACCUUUAUUGCAACGAAACACAAACUAUCCACGAGUGCGGCAACGAUCGCCUGUUGGCUACGAAGAUAUGGACAGAGUGCCUCAAGGAGGUGGUAUGCCUUUUUCUGAUCGAAGGGGUCUGGGUUCUAAUAUGUUAAGAAGUAUUCCUGACGUUGGUUCAGCCGAUUCAGGUUUCCAAAUAAACGAGCGCGAGCCAAGAACAAAGUACGGCGAACGCUCUAUGACGAGAGACAUGCGCUUUCGCAUUGCAAAUAACUCUCAACCCAUGUCAAGCUCAUCAUCAGAUAAGCUCCCUCCACGAGGCCCAGGUUCAAAUUUGAACACGCAUCGAGAUUAUAUUCCCAUGAAUAAUAGCAAUCCUUACUACAGAGACUAUCCUUCAAAUCGUUAUCACGAUAACCGAGAUGUGCGAGGUAGAGGAAGUUCCCACCGCGAUUACCGUGAUCCAAAUAAUUACAGGAAUAUACCUUCACCGCUCGAUCGAGAUGCACAUGAUUACCGUGACAGAGAUUAUACAAGACCUCGACAUAUGCGAGACUGGGAUUCGAAAGAUAAUAUUUAUUAUCGUGGAAAUAAUUUAGCUCCACAGUACUUUGAUAGAAACAAUGAUUUAGGUGAAUAUAAACACGAUAUACUAAGAGACGAGUCAGGUGAUUCUGAAAAAGGUAGUAGAUAUCUAUCUGGAGCAACAAGACAUAAUCAUUGGCGAGCAAGAGAUUCAUUGCAAGUUAGAAAAUCAAGGUCUUGGUCAGAUUCAUCUUCUAAUUCCGAGUCUCCGGGACGUUCUGCUUAUCAUCAAAAUCGAUCGACAAAGACAUCAUCCACGCGGAGUGUGUCACCCCAUGCGAUAUCAUCAACUGGGAACUCGAGAUCGUCAUCCCCUCAACGUCCUGAUAUGGAAAGGACACCUUCUGGACACAUCCUCAAGAUAACUCUAACGAGCAUGUCUGAUAAACCCAACGAUGAACUAGAGUAUAGUAAAAAUCGAGAUGACUGUGAGGAGGUCGAGAUUACGGCUGAUGGUAGAGAAUCUAAAACAAACGAGGCAUCCAUCAUUACCGUUGACGAUGAAGAUGAAAUAGAUCACGAGGUUACUUUAACAAAAACAAACUCUGAAGCGGAUAAUGACUUUAUUGAAGAACAAGACCCGGGUGGUAAUGAUGCUGUUAGUACUAGCGGCGCCAGUUGUAAUGAUAGGGGAGGAUGGACAGGGUGGAGAAGUCCAGAGCAGAAGGAUGCUGGUAUAGACGCAAAAGAGGAAGCAAGUGAUAAUAUGUCAGAACAGCCAAUGGAUAUAGAAAGUGUGGCUUCGAGUUCAGAGAAGUCUCAAGAUAUGGAUCUCGCAACAGAUGAGGAGGAACAAGCGGGCGAGUCAUCAUAUAGUUCAAAGCAAAGAAAAAAUUACAGUUCAAAUGACGUCGGCCAAAUGAACAAUCAAAAUAGCAACAGUUAUUUCCUUGGAGACGUGAAGUCAAGUGCGGAGAACAAAAGACUGUCCAUAGGUAAAGAAAAUGAUAUCGGUUCGGAUACAUCCAAAGCAGAAAUUUCUGUGAGCAACAAAGAGAAUAAAAAUUUAUCAGAGAAUGAAGCUGCGUUAUUGGAAAAUAUCGAAGAACCAGAUAAUAAAUCGAGCACAGUGAGUGAUUUUAAUUCAAAACGGAAUAAUGCUCAGCUGCCUGCAGAGCAGGAUAGCGUAUUUGAAAAGAAUGCUAAAACACAGGAAGACGGAGAGACGAAUGGAGAAGAAAAUAUUGAGAGCGUGUAUAAAGAAGAAGGGGUCGGAACACAAGGAGAGAAAAAAGGUCAUUCUGUAGAUGAUCUUACCACUCUAAGCGAAGCUAUCGGAAACCUAGAUUUGCAAAUCCGAAAAGAGGAAGCUUUUCUUCAAGUUCUCCUACACGAAAUGGACGUAGAACAAUAUGAACGUCAAAUAGAAGAACAUCACGAUACUGACUUUGUUCCUAAAACUUCAGGACAUGAAAGUUCAUCGUUACAUACGCUCUCGGACGAAGCGGAUAAUACACAAUAUGAUUUAUCUGAUGCCGGUUCGGUUGAAGACCAUGUUUAUUCAUUUCAGAGACAGAUUUCGCCUAUCAAUCGACCGAGUCGAAAAAUUGAACCUCUGCACAUUAGAAUUUAUGAGCAGAAUCAAGCACUUUUAAGACAAAACGGUGCUCAGAAUGGCUCUGAAUCAUAUAGGAUAUUUAAGAGGUCGGAAGAAUAUCCAUUUUUCUUUAAUAAUAUACGCAAACACGAAAAACUGCGAGAAGCAAUGAUUAUGACAUUACGCGAAAAGAAAGAAACCGUUACUGACAAAGAAAUGACAUUGAAACUCCAAUAUAAAGCUUUAUAUGAAGCCUGGAAGAGGAAAGUAGAUAAGAUGAAUGAGAAGAAAAUUGAAAAUGAUCAAACAGCACCUGUAUCCACGUUACGGGGUAACCGACGUGGAGAUACCGUGAGGUCUGAUGCCGAGAUGUUUGAAAUUAUUAAGAGAAUUGAAUCUGCUGAAUCCCGUAAUCCCGAACUGCGUGCUCAGCGUACACUUGCCACCAUUCCACCGAUGAUACUUGAUGCAAACGAAUAUAAUAAACAGAAUGUUGAUGAUAAAUGUAUAUUGGUUACUGAUCCGUAUACAUUCUACGGAAUAGGAGUUGAGGCUGAAGGUAUAUGGAAACCUGAAGAAAUUGAUGCGUUCAAACAGGCCUAUUCCGAGUUUCCCAAGAAGUUUAGUAGGAUAGCCGACGCUAUUGGCACAAAGACAGCUGCUCAAUGUAUUCUCUUCUAUUAUCGGAAUAAGAAAAAAGUAGAUUUUAAAUCACUUAUUAAUGGAAGAAAUGGUAGAUCGAGGCGUAGAGGGGCUGGUCGUCGCAAGGCUGCCAAUCUUGGGCCUACCAUCGAACUGACAACAAGGAAAAGACCCAAGACUCAAACUCUAGAGGAUACUGGGAGUGGUGAGAAGACAGUUUACGAGAAUGGGCUACUCAAGAGGAAAGAGAGAGAGGGAAAAGGUCUCAAAGGUCUACAAGAGACUGCUGAGGACGCGAGAUAUUUGCUUACUGUUACCAUUAAGAAGUAUGGUGAUGACUUCCGUACCGUAGCUAUGACCACUGGGCAAUCUGAAGAAGCGUGCCGGGAAUUCUAUUAUAAUGAAUAUCUCAAGCAAGAUAUUAACGAGUCUAAUAACAAUGAAGCUGCGAUUGAUGAAGUGAUCAUUGAAGAAGAAACAAGCGCGCCUUCAAGAAAACCCAAAACUACGAGAAGGAGAAGAAUAAAAGGUAGUAAAACUGAUGAAAUAUCGGAUAAGGAUAAGGAAAAAACAAGAGGCUCAAAAAGAAAAUCGGUUCGUACGAGGAAGGAUCAGGCAAAGGAUGAAAUGCAAGUAGACGUAAGUUCCGUGGCUAGCUCUAAUAAUGAAGGACGUAGGGCAUCUGGGAAGGGAGAUGACAAGCUUCCUCCGAAACGCGUUCAACAUUCUUCUUAUUGGUCUACAGCAGAAAGAGAGAUGUUUAGAGCUUAUCUCCGAAAAUUUGGGUGUACUUGGGAACGCAUUGCAGAUGCAUUGAAGACGAAGACUGCACAACAAGUGAAGAACUAUUAUAAAAAGGAAUAUGAAAACAAUCGACUGGUUGCUGAAGGAGAAAGGAUUGAGGAUAGAAAUGAUUUUAGUCGUUUGAAAGAGAAUGGUGUAAUAUCGAAUGAGAAGUUGCCGAGAGACGUGUGGUCACUAGACACUAGUGGGCAAAUAUCUCAAUCGGCUGAUGGCAAGCAGUCUUACGAAUAUAGAUGGUCACACGGAAAAUAUAAUGGACCAUCAAUGGAUCAUAGACAAAGCAUUCAACCCGAUAUAAGAAGGUCUUCUGUGUCUGGUUCAUCCGUCAUUAAUGUGCUUGCUUCUCCUCCGCAAGCAAAACGACGUAUAGCUGACCUGUUGAAUCCGUCUGAAGAGACAAGUGAAUCAGACAUUGGAUGGUUUAGUGUGUCCGCUGAGGAAUUAACAAAUAAUAAACGCCUGAAACCACAUACCACAGUUGAUUUAACAGUUGAUGAUAAUAGCGCUACCACCCGUAGAAAUAUCUCGAUCAACUCAGUCUGUUGGACAGUCAGCUCCAAGCCUCAACCAGAAAUCACCUACCCAGAGAAUAUCGCAGAUGCUAUUGCAACAAGCUCAAAUGCAUCAAGCUAUGCAACAGACACAAGCCAUUAUCCAAGCGCAUCAAUUUAA